CGUGACUGGCGAGAUACACAAAACAAACUCUCCCCCAAUACACCGCCUCUUGCUGGCUCUUACCUUCCAUUUAUGGACAAAAAACACCUCAAUUUACAACCAACCUUCACAGCCUCCAGAAGUCAAGUCUUUUUUACAACAACUUAUAAACCAUAACUCUGGUCCCCCUUCUCCUUACCAUCAAAACAAUUCCUAUAUAAAUACUCCUCCCAAUGCGUCCUUGAUUCCAUAAAAAAAUUUCUAUCACUUUUUGCUUUUCUUUCUUUUUUUUUUUGCCCCCUUUGAGGUUUCAAUUUUCUCUUAAAUAACCCCUUCUUUGGCCUAGCAAAGCCAAGUAAGAUACAUAUGGCUGGAUCAAUUAGCCAGUCUUGCUAUACAAACGCUUCAUCAUUUGAGCACUCACAGAAGAACCAAUCCUUGGGUUCAAAACAUCAUUUGUCGACAUUUCCCUUAAACCAAAUAGCUCUAAGAAAAUGUGAAAGUUUUGGGUCAGUUUGCUUACCUACGAGGAAGCCUUUGUAUAUUUCAGCCGUUAGCAAUUUUGGUUACAUUGAUGAACCGAAGAAGGAAUCAACCAAAACCCGUGAAUCGUUAGUCCAAUGCAAUGCUUAUGAAGCUCAUCGAUCGCAGCCCAUUGUGCCGAUUAGUAUCGAAUUCGACCAGGAGGCUCGAGAAGCUGCAGCUCAGAAGCUGAAGAUUGGGUUGUACUUUGCCACUUGGUGGAGUUUGAAUGUUGUUUUCAAUAUUUACAACAAGAAAGUCCUCAAUGCCUUCCCGUUUCCAUGGCUUACUUCGACUCUGUCCUUGGCUGCUGGUUCUCUGUUGAUGUUAGUUUCAUGGGCUACAAGAAUUGCUGAAGCCCCAAAGACUGAUCUUGAGUUCUGGAAAACUUUAUUGCCAGUUGCCAUCGCUCACACAAUUGGUCAUGUAGCAGCAACAGUGAGCAUGUCAAAAGUUGCGGUUUCAUUUACUCACAUUAUCAAGAGUGGUGAGCCUGCUUUCAGUGUUUUGGUCUCCAGAUUUUUGCUAGGAGAAGCUUUUCCUCUGCCUGUUUACCUAUCACUUGUGCCGAUUAUCGGAGGCUGUGCACUUUCUGCUGUUACAGAGCUCAAUUUCAAUAUGACUGGUUUCAUGGGAGCUAUGAUCUCAAACUUGGCAUUUGUGUUUAGGAACAUAUUCUCAAAGAAAGGAAUGAGUGGGAAAUCAGUAGGAGGAAUGAACUAUUAUGCUUGCCUUUCAAUGUUGUCUCUGUUGAUUCUCACCCCUUUUGCCAUUGCUGUGGAGGGUCCUCAAUUGUGGGCUGUUGGAUGGCAGAAAGCAGUUUCUCAGAUUGGACCUAAUUUUGUUUGGUUAGUUCAAUACCAUGAUCAAUAUGUUCUUUUUCCUUUGAUGAAACUCUUUCAAUUUCUAUGGUUUUCUUAGUACUUAAAAGGUGUGUUUUUUUUCUCAGGUGGGUUGUAGCUCAAAGUGUGUUCUACCACCUCUACAAUCAAGUUUCCUACAUGUCACUCAAUGAAAUUUCACCACUAACCUUUAGUGUUGGAAACACCAUGAAGAGGAUAUCUGUUAUAGUUUCUUCCAUUAUCAUCUUCCACACACCAAUUCAACCAGUUAAUGCCCUUGGAGCCGCCAUUGCUAUACUUGGGACAUUCCUCUACUCACAGGUAAUUAUAUUAACUUUUUUAUCAUCUUAGUUCCUAUGUACAUUCACAGAUCAAAUGAGGAAAACAAUCUAACUCGAUUCAUGAUUCUACUGAUUCAGGCUAAGCAGUAAGUGAAGGGACAGUAGAGAUGUUUCAACCAGGCACAAAAAUGGAUGACGGGAGUAUUUGAAGAAAUAGAAGGGCCAUAUCGGAAGCUAAAAGGGGCACCUGAAAAGUGCUGGAGGGGAGAAGGGUUAUGUAUGUAACUGCAUGAAAGACAGCAGUUAUUAAGUAAAUUUUGAUCUAAUCAUGUUCUUACUUGAUUCUUAGCUAGACGGGUUUCAAGAAAUGGUAUGCAAGAGAGAUCUGUUAGUUCUUCUUAGCAUUGAUAAAUAUUUGGAAAUGUAAAAUUUAGUGUUGAUAUUCAUCUUCGUGUAAUGGAAUAAAAAGAAUGUCAAGUAUCAAAAGCUUGUGUUGCCUCAAUAUAUAACUCAAGUUGAUAUAGAAUGUUAGACAGGAAUCAACAACUAACUCCAAUUUGCAUCGCC
Molecule: messenger RNA, 2191 nt
Organism: Oldenlandia corymbosa var. corymbosa
Lineage: Eukaryota; Viridiplantae; Streptophyta; Magnoliopsida; Gentianales; Rubiaceae
Source: the annotation of a GenBank genome assembly